GCUGCUUCUCCUCCAGGACGCACGCGGGGAUGGAGGGAGUUUUUGUGUGACGGUGGCACGAUGGAUUCUCAUCUCCACAUCUUGGGUUCGUUACAACCGGGGGUUGAGAUGUCCAACCACCACAACCGGAGCCAGCCCAGCGCACGGCGCGGGGACUACGUGUGGCAGUAUGAGUACUAUGACGACGAGGAGCCCGUGUCCUUCGAGGGACUCAGGGCGCACAGAUACUCCAUCGUCAUCGGCUUCUGGGUCGGACUCGCUGUGUUUGUCAUCUUCAUGUUCUUUGUGCUCACGCUGCUCACAAAGACAGGAGCUCCACAUCAGGAAAAUCCAGAUGCUGCUGAGAAGCGGCACCAACCAGGGAGAUGUCUGGUUGACCUCGGCGGUGUCCAGGACGAAAAUGAAAAGGCCUUCUCUCGUCCACUGCUAGAGGGGUCCCGCUCGUAUUUUCAUUUCUUUAUCCAAGAGGAGGAUCAGGGUGAGGGGAAACAAAAACAAGAAGACAAGAGGUUUGGGAGGCACAUGGGGGCUGGACCCCAGCAGGGCACCUGCGACCGACCCAGGGGAGGCAGCUCCUCGGGGAUGGAUGACAUGGAGGAGGAUGUCGAGGAAGCUGGGGGACACCACCAACCUCUGAAGGGACUAAUGGAGGAGAGUAAGAGGGACAGAGAGUGUGCCUCCCUGUCCCACUUCAACAUCCCCAAUUUUGUGAAUUUGGAUAACAGCUCAACGCUGGGGGAGGACGAUUUGUAGACCCCCCCCCCCCACACACACACACACACACUCUCAGUAUGUUCACUGUGACAUCCACCAAGGCUGUUUCUACAAAAAAAGAUGACAGGCGAAGACACAGUGGUUUUAAUUUCCUUUCCUUUUCACGGGGCCACGUGUGACCGUCCGUUCAGUCUCAGAAAGAAACUCACCUGCCACAGACCAUCUACCGUUUUCAUUCUUAUUAAGCUCAAGAGUGUUUUAAGGCUCUUCAACAAGCGUACUCUGAGAUCGGCAAGUAAUCUGCACAAAUGCUGCCCGACACAUUCCUCAUUACCUGCAGCUCAGUUUUAAAAAGGCAUUUCAUCCUGGAGACCAAAUUGCCUGGAAAAUAGUAGCUUUCACUUCAGCUCCUCCGGGGUUGAGAGCGGCUUCUCACUAGAGAGCGAUGUGUUGUUGAAUUGUUUCCUUGUGCAAUCCUGGAUGUUGGACAAUUUUUUCUCUCUGCGCCGAGGCUCAAACGCCACCUGGUCAACCAAGAAGAUUAAAAACACAGGAUUGUUGUUGCUCUAGAAACAGGUGAAGUGUAUUUUUACUGUGUGAUGUGUAGCACUGAAUCAUACAUAUCGUCGUUCCUUUACAGGGUAUAGGCAACCUGAGGCCUUGGCUGAUGAUGUGAUCUAAUGUUUUUGUAUUCUGCUGAAUGUAGUCGACAA
Molecule: messenger RNA, 1427 nt
Organism: Platichthys flesus (European flounder)
Lineage: Eukaryota; Metazoa; Chordata; Actinopteri; Pleuronectiformes; Pleuronectidae
Product: melanocortin-2 receptor accessory protein 2A-like
Exons: 4
Coding region: 61-753 (230 amino acids)
Biological process (GO): regulation of adenylate cyclase-activating G protein-coupled receptor signaling pathway; protein localization to plasma membrane
Cellular component (GO): plasma membrane; endoplasmic reticulum
Molecular function (GO): type 3 melanocortin receptor binding; type 1 melanocortin receptor binding; signaling receptor regulator activity
Source: RefSeq, a predicted model, not a curated record